Molecule: messenger RNA, 2759 nt
Organism: Aplysia californica (California sea hare)
Lineage: Eukaryota; Metazoa; Mollusca; Gastropoda; Aplysiida; Aplysiidae
Molecular function (GO): protein binding
Source: RefSeq, a predicted model, not a curated record
UUUCCGGAAGUAGUAUUUUUGUAAGAGUGUUGCUAUGAAAUACAAUAAUGGCGGAAAAUAUAUGACUGAUGGUCAACUCAAAUGGAAUAUAUGUGUAUUAAGUAUUGUGAUGGAAUUAUAAGAAUAUCGUUUUACCCAUCUCAAUAGUCCAAAAUGGCUAUGGAAAAACAAUAUGCUGUGCGGGAUACACACACUCGUUCUAUAACCGCAGUAGGAUAUAAUCCCGUCAGAAGAGAAAUCAUUUUAGGAUUUGAAGAUGGCGUUGUCAAGUCCUGGGAAGCAGAGACAGGCAGGCUUGUUCAAACUUUCUAUGAACAUAAAGGAUGGGUCACAGAUUUCCUCUUCUGGGCUGAUGCCAAAGUGAUGCUGUCGGCCGCUAAUGACGCGCAGAUUGUGGCCUGGGGCACAGGAGGAGGAGUGGUGGAUACCAUCAACAUGACGGUCCCAGUGUACUGCAUGGCAAUAAAUCCCCGGCGCCACCAGCUGGUGUGUGGGGUCAGUGGAGGUGUCAAAGUGUACACCCUCGAUGAAGAUAAGGAGUGUGGCCAUUAUGUUAACAACAAGCUGCUCCAUUUUGCUCAACAACAUACCGAUAUAGUUCGGAGCAUUAUUUGUCAUGAGUCCAGGAUAUUUUCUGCAGGCUAUGAUCAGCGUCUGGUGAUCUACGAUUCUUCCUACACCGGUGACUACAGUCUCACUCCUGUCUUCAACAAUAUUGUUCACGAUGCUGGCAUCGCUUGCCUUGUGCUUGCUAAAGACAAUGAAAAUAACUCAUGGCUUCUGACCGGUUCUUUUGACAAGAGUUUGAAGAUAUGGUCAAUCGAUGGAAAGCUCAUCCACAAGCUGGACACGUUUCUCUCGACUGUGAGUGGCAUAUGCUACGUGCCUCGGAAUAAGACGGUCUGGGCAGCCGGGGGAACGUUUUACGCCAGCAUGUUUGACCCAAAGUCUGGAGACAAUGUCUCUGACUUUAUUGGCACUUUUGCAACACAAGAGGAGGAAAAGUACCAUCUUCAGAUAUUGAAGUUUUUUCCAGAAUUGAAUCAAGUCGUUGCGUCCUCAAGCCGGCGACACCUCAUCGUUUGGAAGUACAACUCCUCUGGCUGUGUCACAACACUCACGUGUAAAUCUCCCAUGGAGAGUUUGUGUUACACUUCCAAGGUGCCCAUUUUGAUCUUCAGCGGCGACCACAACGGUGCUAUCAUCAAGUGGGAACGGAUGCAGUCCAAUCAUUUCAUGUACAGCAAAGAGAUGUUUACCUUGAGUGACUCAAAGCUGAAGAAGAAAAGACGGGCAGGCAGCAAGGCGAGAGAGUUGAUGUUGGAGCAAGAGUACAGCGCCCAGAGCAGCAGACGCGAGCUCUCAUCAGCUGGUAGCUCCAAGAAGAUACAAAGCCAUUACGCCUUCAACAAGCCGAUGAUUCCUCCGUCGUCAGUGGAUGGGGAUAUGUGUGGGGGUUUGAUGAAGCGGCUGUGCAGGUUCUGCAGAACAUGAAGCCUCAAGAUCUGGAGGUGCUCACCUACAAGUAUGCUGUGUUGCUCGACCCUGACUCCGGGCUGUUACCCAAGAACAGCAAUCAGACGGUGGGCAAUGAUUCGGUGACCAAUCGCGUGGCUGGCUUUGUGCUCAAGUUUGUCCUGUCGGAGCAUCUCAGCUGUGUGACCAGCCUGGUGGCAGUGGGCCGAGAGCACGGCGUGGACGGCACCUUUGUGCUCAGCGGGGGCUGGGAUCGACGGCUGUGUCUCUGGGACUUGGAGGCUGGACAAUUGAAAGACACCUUCAAAAUGGACCCCAACUCAACGUCGUUUCUCAAUGAGCUUGCCUGUGAUGAAAUAACAACGGACAUGGCUUUCAGCCCGAAGACUAUGGAGUUUGCCUACUCGUCCGCUGACAAAAUGGUGUACAUCCGAAAGUUUUCCACGACGGGCUGUAAAAUGACCUUGUCGAAUACUCUUCAAGGUCACGAGGCUGAAGUCACGUGUGUCAGAUGGAACCACAUUUGCAACAAAUGGGUCACUGGAUCGGAAGAUGGCACUAUCAGAAUAUGGUCCAGCCAUGGCAUGAACGAGUGUGAGCAGGUGCUGACGACCCAGGGCGGGGUCACCUGUAUCUGUAUUGACAACGUGCACGGCAGCAUUGUGGCCGGAGUUCAGAGGAACAUCAAAGUUUAUGAUGCAGAGAUGUACAGACUGGUACAGAGCAACGUUGGCCACACAGACUCAGUGAGGAGCAUCAUUCACAUCCCAGAGAGAAAUCAGUAUGUGUCGUGUGCGUGGGAUGAAACAAUCCGAGUUUGGAAUGCCUGGAAAAUGCCCCGGCGGAGGAGACAAGCUACGGGGAAAGACAAAGAGAAACGGCGCGCGUCUCAUCAUCACCAUCGGAAACAGUCCAUGGCAGCGGACGAUUCUGCGAAGAAAGAUGGAGGAAAAGACGGCUCUGACAAGGUGAUUCAUGAAACUAUCGAAGAAGACGAUGAAGGGAAGAAAACCAAACCAGCCAGUAGUAGCACAAAUACUGAAGCGUAAAGUCUCAGUGUGUGUACUUCUGUGAUGAUUUCAACUGUUCUUGUAUCUGUCACUUGUCAUGCUGUCUUUUUUUGUUGUUGCUCAUUCCUACUUCACUGGAAGCAUGAUUAGAGAAAUGGAUAUAUUCAGGAAUUCCACCUUUUUAUUUCGAGUAAAUUUCUUAUUUGAGUUUGAGUGGCAGAAAGUUAACUCUAUCCGUACGCCCUGGGGUCAUUUUGUACCCACAGGGUUGUA